Messenger RNA from Nasonia vitripennis (jewel wasp), 5870 nucleotides. Its product is annotated as ras-specific guanine nucleotide-releasing factor RalGPS2. The transcript has 12 exons. Gene Ontology annotation, biological process: positive regulation of GTPase activity; Ras protein signal transduction. Gene Ontology annotation, cellular component: plasma membrane. Gene Ontology annotation, molecular function: guanyl-nucleotide exchange factor activity. The record is from RefSeq and is a predicted model, not a curated record. Lineage: Eukaryota; Metazoa; Arthropoda; Insecta; Hymenoptera; Pteromalidae. Bases 343 to 2202 code for a protein of 619 amino acids.
GUCCGCUUCCGGAUCUAUAUCGCGCGCGUCGUCGCGACCUUGAGUAGCUCACGAUCGCGGCCGCAGCUGCAGCCUAUACGGGUUUUUUCGCUGGACGCGAGUAUCAGUCGCCUCUACUCGUCGCUUCGUAUGAGAGACGUAAAGACUCUCGCGCGCGGGUGUGUGUUGAGUGUGCAGUUUGUUGUUUGUCGAAGAGAGCAAGACAGAAGAGCGGCGUCUUCGGAGAGCUGCUGUUGCUGCUCUCACCGCCCUAGGCCUCGAGUGUAAUAGUGUCUAUUGACACAUACAAGCACUUUGAAGUUUGAUGGAAGAUGCGAUGCGCCCAUUGAGUAGUGCGGCCUCAUGGCUGAUCUGCAUUAUACCGCCAUGCCCCGCGAUUUGUCUACCGAGUCAGUUUCCACUCUGCGGCUGUCUGAGUAUGGACCCAAUGAUUGCUCUGACAAAUCCUAUAGUCCAGACUCGAAUUCCUUUAGUGGACUCUUGUUGCCCAGUGGUGUGAAUUCGGGUGACAAGAGUCUAAAAGAACGUAAGGAAUACAGAGAAAAAUGUAGGACGUAUAGAAAAUAUUCUGAACUGACACCGCCCGCUAUAUCAAGCUGUUAUGACAAUUAUGGAUCUGUGGCGUGCAAAUCCAAUUCAUUACCUGGUCGCUGCAAUGUCAGUUCACCAGUACCAAAUGCCACAGUGGCUACUGAGAUUCCAGCUGAAGACCUAGCAUCACAACUAACAUUGCUCGAUGCUAGUGUCUUCAAAUGCAUAAGACCUGAAGAAUUAUCCAGUUGUUCGUGGAACAAAAAGAACAAACUCUUGGUUGCCCCAAAUGUUGUCAGCUUCACAAGGCGUUUCAAUCACGCCAGCUUUUGGACAGUUCAAGAAAUAUUAAAUGCACCAACACCAAAGCAAAGAUCUGAAAUUCUAGCACAUUUUAUACGAGUAGCAAAAAAGCUAUAUGAUUUGAAUAAUUUACACUCUUUAUUUGCUAUUAUAUCUGGUUUACACAGCGCGUCAAUUUACAGAUUGAACAAAACGUGGGCUUGUUUAACAAAAAAAGAUAAAAGCACCUUUGACAAACUUGCAGAAGUAUUUAGUGAUAAAAGCAAUUGGAUGAAUCUUCGAGAACAUAUGGAUAGCAUCAAACUGCCAUGCAUACCUUAUUUAGGAUUAUUUUUGACAGAUCUUGUAUAUAUAGACAUGGCACAUCCACCAACCAAAAAUGGCGACAAUCAUCAGCGAAUCUUGAAGAUGAAUGCUGUUUUAACAAAAGUAGCAAUGUUUCAAGCCAGCGAAUAUCCCGGCAUAGUCCCUCUACCCGAUGUUCAAAGAUAUUUGAGCAGUGUUCGUUAUAUAGAAGAAUUACAAAAAUUUCUUGAGGACGAUCAUUUUAAAUUAUCAAUGAAAUUGGAGCCAAAUUCACCAAUCCCGUCUUCAAGUAGUAGUAAAGAAUCAGUUGGCGAUGUAGUGACGGGCGUCGCAGCUUUGUCUUUAUCUCCAGCGCGAGGCUGUGCAGGAUCUUUGCGUUUGCAUGCUGCAUCAGCAGCUAAUAAAUUUGUACCUGGACAUCGCAAGUGUCGUAGUCUUGGGACGAACAUAUUCGGCAAGGCUGUAGUUCCUCUGGAGGCAAAUCACGUAACGGUUCGUCAUUUACUUGACGAUUCCGUGCUGGAGGAGCCGCAUUUGGCUACGCAAAUCGUAGACCUCGAUCAGAAUUCUCCAGGAUCGCCGGCCGACGCUAUAAACGAUGACUGUAGUUUACUGUCCAAGACUAGUACGCUGUCAGUCUUGGCAUGCGAUAUUGAUGGUUCCAUAGAGCCUCGUUGCAUAAUGCAAGGAUCUUUGAGGCGAAAAGUUGUUCUACGAGAUGGACGGAAACCCGCGGUAACAACCUGGCAAAGAUACUGGGUCCAACUUUGGGCAUCCUCGAUUGUAUACUUUUCUCCGAAAUGCUUCAAAGGAAAUGACAGAGGGGACUUUAAAAGGGAGCCGUACAAAAUGGUGUCUAUAUUGGGUUGGAUUGUUGAAACGUUGGAUAAUACGUUUCACGGAGAUACUUUCCUGUUAGCAGAUCCGAAAAAAGGAAACGUAUAUAAAUUCCGAGCGACGUCGAACGAAAUGGCAGACCAAUGGCUGAAGGAAUUACGGGCAACUGUGCGCGGUGCGACGGAUCGAAAGCCCAUUCCAGCAAAUCUCAUGUCCUUCGAGUGAGAUCAAUCGCGGAGACGCUGCAUCCCCGCUGAUUUUUUUCUUUUUUCGAACUGUGGAAAAAAACCAGUUGGCGGCAAGAGUCGUGUCAGUAUGACAUUGAAAAAUUCGUACACAUCACACAUUCGAAACGAAUUUGCAGAAUACGUGAAAGCAUAUCGUAGCAAGUUUGCAUACAUACGUUACAUGAGUUCAGCUUCACGAGAGAUUUACUGUAGAACGUAAACUAUGUAUAGAUACGUCAUCGGAGCUUCAUUACUCAAAUCUAAAGAGCAAUAAUUUUUUUUUUACUAUUUAUAGUCAACAUCGCUCUCUACCGUUAUACUUAAGGGCCGCGACACACUCGCCUAUAGAACUAUAUCAAAGAAUCUUUAUAUCGUAAUAACUGCAUUUGCCACACAUAUCGGUCUCAGCUUUAAAAAAUACAAAAAAUAAAAUACCCUCACGCGUGCACUUUUCUGUGUUUAGAAUUGUCUGGCGUUUCUACGUAAUCUAGCCGAUGUAUAUUGUAUACUUUAAUACCUUUAUGUUAUUUAAAUUAUUUUAAUUUUAAUCACACAUAUUAUCUUAUCGAUGAUUUUGGUUUUAUACUCUCUUUUUUCUUUAUAAAAGACUAAGUAGUACGUAGCUGCAAGUAUCCUUUUGUUUAGGUAGAUGCAAAUUAAAAGGAAAAGUUACGCGUACAUAUAUCUAGAUUAAACGAAAAAAAACUAUUAUAGUCGUGUAAGACUGUCUAAAAAGUACAACAUUGAGCAUUUUCAAUGAGCGAAAACGAAACUUAAGAGAGAUUUUGCAGUUUUAACGAGGAGAACAUGUGAGGUCAUUGGAAGAAUGCCCUUGGAUAUACCAAUUAGUUAUACGGUUUUUUUGGUUGAUAAAAAACUUCGGAGUCAAAUUAUCAAAUUACUGCUGUUUCCAAACUAUGAAGUCUAUGUCUUUGAUAGCGCUAAACGCAAUGGUUGGAUUUUCAAAAAAAAGAACAUCGUUACGACUCAUUAUUUGAUUGAGAUAUUGGCGAAUGUGAAAAAUAGCAUGUAUGUCUUGUAAAUCACGUCAAUUACUAGUAAUUAAAACAAUUUGUUUUUAGUUUUAAAGUUUGUUGUUGGAACCAAAAGUGAAGGGAUUCUUGCGUUUACUUGUCUAUGAAAAAAAUCGUUAGUUUUAUAACAGAAAGAGCAAUCGGCAUGUUGCUUUGAAUAAUUUAAAAAAUGGCAGGGCUUUUGUAGUUGUUGAUGUUACUGCACUUUAUACUCUAAUGUUUAAAAGGAUUCCUUUAAGGUAGUUAUAUUGAUAUAUUUCGUAAGGUGCCACCAAAAGAAAAUACUUGCCAGAAACAAUGUAGGGUCAAGACAUAAUUAAAAAAAAGUAAUUGACAUAGGAGUACUUGACAGAAUUGUAAAGUUUUUGUACGAUAAAUAGACUCUCAGGGUUAUUGUAACUGUCAUUAACUGACUCUUUGUAUAAGCUUCGUACUCACUUCCGAGCCUCAAACCUCGUAGAACUGAGUUUCUUCUCUUCGAAAGAUUCAACAAACGCUUUAAGAGGAAGACGAUCGAUAGUAAUACAAAAUCAAUAAAGAGCUUCGUAAAGCAAAGUGUUAAUUAAUCGCUAAUUCUUUGAGUUAAAAUUAUUUAUUCAUAAUCAUACAAAAUUUAGUGAUAUUAACAUUUUUCAUUGUUGCUAAAAGUGAUGUUUCGAACAAAAUAUUAUUAUUGCUGUUGCUUUAUAAACACUUUACUGAUUUGUAUGAAAUAAUCUCGUUACAUUUCCUCUCAAUACUAGUAACAAGUCGUUAGAUUAACCUUAGAUAAGAUUAAAACAUCGAUUAAUACUCUCAUCAAUCGAUUGACAUCUGAUUUUUUUUUAAUUUUCAAACGAAACCGACUAUUUUAGCGUUUUAUACUCGAAAACAGCAUUACUAAGUUUGAGUUUGAUUACAACUCGGUACUUUAUGUUCUAACAUUAAUUAUGUGAUGAUAAAAUCAUUCGAUUUCACUGAAGUUCGAUAACCAUGUUUAUAAUUAAUUUCUUUUCAUUCAUCUUCUGUUCAAGAUUGAUAAAAUAAAAAUAUCUUCGGAUUAUCCAUCAGUGAAUUGUUUCACGUUUUCAAUAGAAAAUCGCAUACUAACUCAUUCAAUGUGAUUUGAUCAGCACAUUUGUUUAAAGUAGCAGUGGAUAACGAUGAGAUGUAUAUCGAUCGGUUGUUUUAAACCUAUAGCCGGAAAAUCGAUAGAAAAAAAUGUAAACGAAUGAAUGUUCUUGUAGCUAGAUGAGUGUCCAGCUAGAUUUAAUCACGUCGUUUGUAAAACCGUCGCCUUUGUGGAUCAUCAUAUCGCAUUUUUACAUGAAAUAGAGGUACAUUGUUGUUGAGUCGAUUUAAUGCUAGCUCUAGCUGAAUAUAUGUUAUCUUAACGUUUAAGUUUUCAAACUUGUCUACGAAAUCAGAAACAUAAGUUAUCCUAAACAGCGCUUCGACAAAUAAUUUUUACUGAUUUAAAAAAUCAGAGAUCUGCACGUUUGUUUACUUCUACACCAACAAAAUUUGAAAUCUUGGUUUACAGUCGAGUAAUUAAUAUUCAUUCGAAGGGUACAUAUAUCUUUUCAGAAUCACUAUAGCGUCAGAUCUCUGAAAAAGUGCGUGCUUCUGAUCUAUGCGUUAAAGCAAGAAAAAAAUGUUGACGCGAAAAGUAUGUAUAUCUAAAAUAAUAACCCGCCUCUCGCUUUCGAGAAAAAGACUGAUUGACUUAUUUGUCGCUUGUUUCUUGAGCGCGUUUAAGCCGUAAAGAAAUAGAUUUUCUCGAGCUCAAAAUGAUGUAUAUUCUGCGUUUUUUUUUUUAUGAAGUGACUUUUAAUUCGCACGAGAUCUAUCUUAACGAAGAACUAUACGCAUACAAGACUUUUCCGUACUGCACGUCACUCGCAUGUUACAUAUGUGUAAAAGUCGAAGCGCGAAAGCUUUCAAUUUCGCGAAGGAACUUCAAUUCUUGUACGUAGGUCUAGUGUAGAAAUAGUUCGGAGUUCUGAAAAGGGAAAUCGAUUAUUCUGUUUCCAAUCGUAUAACAGACGUCGAUGCAUCAUUUUGUUGUUGAUCAAUAAAAUAUUUUUUGUUUUUAUUUUAUAAUCAAUGGAGUUUGUCAUAAAUAUUUGCGUUUGUUUAUUUUCGUUACAUUAACACAAUGGUAACACUUUAAUAUUUAUGUUAUAGUCGUUUACCACCAAACAAACACUUUUUGUUACAUGUAUACAUCAUAUACGUAAAAUUUAUUUAUUUUUGAUUUUCACACUAAUGUAAAUGGAGCCUAAGCUAAUUAAUAAUAGAGUAAAAACGUAAUGAUAAUAAAAUGCAUCCGUGUCUGUUUUAAAAAUAUAACGUGACUGAAUCUGUAGAAACAAUGCCAAAAAAGAUUUGUUUUCUCAUUUUACCGUAUCAACAUAUGUAGUUUGUUUAUAAUUAUAUUUUUGUCCAGUGAAUGUAUAAUAUAUAUGUAUACGUUAUUGAUAAUGUUCGAAGAUGUGUUUAAUAUCAAAGGAAUUGAUGAGCAAUCUUAUAGGAACUUCUAGUUUAGAUUCAUUUAAAUUUUCGUUUUGAGAUUAUUGCGUUUUGAACCUAACAUAAUCAUCUUGCGCAUGUGGAAUGAAAGCUUUAAAAAGUCAAUAAAAAAUGAACUUUU